CAGACCUUACUUAAAGUCGAACUCACGCUAGCGGGGUCCGGCGUGGGCGUUGUUGUUUUCCAGCACAGUGCCGCUAAAUGCCGUUCGGCGAGUGAAAAAAAGACAGAAGAAAAGGAAAAAGAAAACCACCGAGUCAGCAAUUCUUUAAUAGUUGACAUUGACAAGAAAGUGGGUCGAGGAUGGAGAUGUCCUAUGACAGUCCGGCAGGAAUUGAAGAUCUGCUGAUGGAAUGUGAUGAGGACGAGCUGUGGUGGCCGUCCAUUGAGGAAGUUUCAGGAGAGGAGGAGAAGUACUCACUUAGCAAAAUGGUCGAGACUCCCUGCAGCCCUGUGAAGGAGGAUGAAUCCCUGGAAAGCUCCGUGGCUGUCCCCAUUCCCACAGACAUUCUCCCAACCCAAUCGGCAUCAGAGACCCCUCUCCAAUGGCCCUGGACCCCAAAUUCUCCACGGGCUCCUCUUGGAUUCAGACUAAACGGACAACCAGUAAACAUGCUACCGGGAGGGGAAGGGACCAAGCUGAGGUUACUCACGCAGCCGGCGGGCUCGGCAAGCGGCUUUAGCAGCCUCCAGAUUCCUGUUACCCUCAAGAUCUCCAACCACGUUGGUGUGCAUGCAGUUAACACCAUGGCCACUCUGAAAGUUCCUCUUCACGAGCCCAGGUCUCCCUCACCACCUAUCUGCCCUGUACCGCCACCUGUACCCAAAGAAGACCUUAUCCCAAUCAUCACUGGAGUGGUAUCUGGUGCUGCAGCGGAGAAGGUUUUGAGCGGCCACAAUGUAAACUUCACUCCCCAGACUGCUGAGCUUGUAUCCAGCCCACCGCCUUCGGCGCUUAGGCUCCAGAGUCUGGCCCAGGCCCAGAACCUCAUCAGCCAGCCGGGCAUGGCCAUAACCUCUCCAUACCUCCUUUCUCCACCCGGUAGCCGCAGUAAGACAUCUACCACAGUUCCCAAGCUCCCACACGGAGGUAUAGUGGACUUAUUUGAUUUUAAUGAAUCUGUUCAAUAUCAGCAUAUUCACUAUUUUCAUAGGAUAUAUAAAUACACACACAACCCCAAGUCAAGGGGGCUAACUGUCUCUGCUUGGUCCUUCCACCAACAGCGCUGCAGCACUGAGAUCGCCAACAGUCUGAAACGCAUGAGGUGGAAUUACACAAGCAGGACCAUGUGCAGAACCUCCUCCAAGAGUAAACUGGCUAAAAAGGAGCCGCACACCGUUAAGUUCUCCAAAGAGAGCUGGUUAUCCUGGCCCAAAGCCUCCAAGUCUAAGAGAGAGAGAGGGGGAUUCAACUAUCCUGAUCAGGGCACCAGUCAAACACAACUCUCUCCAGACAGCCAAUCUGCCCCCAUCACUUUCAGCCCCAAUCAGCAUCAUUCAGAGCCUCCCCAAGAACUCCCCAAGAGCAACAUUGUCAUCCUGGUGGAAGACUUCUACUAUGGCACUGACAAACAGCGGAACAUGACAAAGUUAUUAUGGCGGCGGAAAAAAUUAACCAGUCCAUACCACUGUAUCCACUGUCACAAGGCGCUACGAAACAACAUCAAGCUGAUGGCUCACAUGAAACAGCAUGCAAGGGAGAUGAGUCAACAGCAAGAGGAGAUGGACAGACACGUUUCUUGUCUGCAUUGCUACAGACAAUUCAAUUCCCCCUUCAGGCUGCAGUGCCACCUGGAGGCUGUACACAGCCAGUGCGAGUCAACGGCUAAGUGUCAGAUCUGUGAAUUGGCCUUUAAGAAUGAAGCAGCCUUCCUGCAGCACAUGAAGCAUACCCACAAGCCCGGAGAGAUGCCGUACAUCUGCAAGGUGUGUGACUAUCGGUCGUCGUUCUACUCAGCAGUGUUGUCCCACUUUAAAGAGGCUCAUGCUGACACCUGCUUCCUGCUCUGUCCAUACUGCCUCAAGUUACUACGCAGCAGCUCAGCCUAUCAGGACCACAUCACCAAACACCAGAGGAAGUAUGUGUUUGGCUGUGACAAGUGUCGUCUUCAAUUCCUGCACUCUAAAGAACGCGUUGAGCACCGAGCAUUGCACCACAAGACCCACGUCCGACCCCCACAACUCAACGGACUCAAGCCUGGCACUAAGGUGACAGUCAGGACUUACUCUGUGGUAGGUGAUCAGGCUGUGGGAGAGGAAAUAAACAGCAGUUUCCAACCAGCUUCCAAGGUCUGUUCCACUGAUACCUCCAACCAGAUGACAGAGGUUCCCCCAAGCACGCCCCCCCUGGACACCCUCAAGAAACCUGUGGAGAGCCUGUCACCCCUGCUGUCUACCCUCAGUACACACAGUAUCGUACAGAGAAAGGCGCCCCAGACCAUCUGUGUAGAGUGUCUAUGUUCUGUCCCAAACUUCAGCGUUCACUUCCCUACACUGGUCAGCUGCUCCAUGUGCAGAUACAUCACCUGCUGCUCCAGGGCCUAUGCCAAUCACAUGAUCAGCAGCCAUGUGAGCCGAAGGACCAACAGCAAAUACAAGGUCAUGUACCAGUCAUUUCCGAGUUUGUCAGGAAGGACGAGAUGUGUCUCGUGUGGAUUCUCCACCACUACAGGAGACAUGAUGGCCAAGCACCUUACAGAACAUCCACAUCACUAUGUCUGUACCCUCACACAGCCAGAGCUGGCUGUUGGUGUUCCUUUGCCUGGAGUAAAAAAAUCAAGCCGCACAAAACACAGCGUUCAUCUGUCAGACUCUACAAAGCAGUCGAUGUGUCUCCCAGGGUCCAGUCCCAGGAGUCAGGGCGGAGCCUUCAUCCCUAUCCACCUCCUCCCCCCUGGAUCCUCCUCCACCCAGCUGUCGGUCAAGCCCCUCACCUCCCCCGUCCCGCUCUCCUCCUGCCCCGCCAUGACCAUCCAGUUCCUGGCGCCCUUCUCGACUCCUGCACAAGUGAAGACAGUGACCCCGGCGGAUUCUCUUUGUGUGAAUGAAGAGUUAUUGUUGAAGAGAGUCCUGCCGCCCUCUGUUCCCAGACCCUCUGUGCCGCUGAGUGUGGACCAGCUGAGGGUGGUUCUGUUUGCUCUGUGUAAUGGACUCUCCCAGGCGGCUCACCAGUACCAGACAGGACCGGCUCUGAUCCAGUGCUGGAUCCGGCACCACGACCAGUUCCGGGCCACCAGUGCAUGGAUCUGGAGCAGCGACCGGAUUGCAGAGUGGGUCCUGAAUCAGCGAGAACAGCAGUUGAUCAUUAGUGAAGAAGUCCUCCUCCGGAUGGCAAAGGAGACCCUAGGAAACAGCUCCCAACUGGAGGAUUGGUACCAGUGGGCCGUAGACCUCAUGUUGCACCAUAGCCUAAGCCUCGAGGGCUGUAUCAAAUCCAUGAAGACACCUCUACCCCGCAAUGUCUAUGAGAGCACACGCGUGUUCACACGCCUACUCAAAAAACAGUUGCAGAAUAAGAAAGUUGAGCGUGGAGUACUCGGCACCAUGGAUGAGCUGCCCGUCUUCAUAAACAUGGACCAGUUCGCCACACAGAACUCCUCAGCCUUCCGGUUGUUUGGCGAGCCGGCCGAGGCCCCCCUGUUUGACAUAGUCCUCUCUGGACUGGCGGACGGAACCUUCCUCAGGCCUGUGGUGUUCUUCAGAGGCCAACCACCAGACAUACCUCCGGAUUUCCCAGAUAAUGUGCAGCUAGAGGGUCGACCUGAAGGCUUCACAGACCAACAACGGCUGGACCUCUGGCUGAACAAGGUUUGGCGCCCCCGUCUGGACACCCAGAGAGGAGCCCAGCUGAUAAUAGACACACACCGCGGACACUUGAACACCGACUUCCUGUCUGCACUAAACACCGCCCACACCAGACCAGUUGUCAUCCCCAUUGGCUGCUCCUGCCGCCUACAGCCACUGGACGUCUGCAUCACACCAGUGAUCCGAGCGUUUCUCCAGGUCAGUUGGAACCAGCUGCUGUCCCAGGGAGGGGUGGAGAGUUUGGGUUUGCACCAGCUGGCCCUCACCUUGACCUGCUGGAUGAGUGAGGUGGCCUCCAUGUUGAACUCCAUGUCUCACAUCCUGAGCAGGUCCUUCAACAUGGUCUCUACACCUCCUCACGAGGAGAAGCAGCUGUUGAAUAAAGAAGAUCCUGGCCAGAUGAUCCAGGCCCUGACUGAGGUUCUUCUCGGAUCAGUGGAGGCUGACAAACAGCCGGUCAAGCCAAUGGAGAGGAUAGUAGUUAUGGAAGAGGAGGAAGGCUGUAGAGCAGAGAGCUCCACCUCUCCGCAGGAGCUGUGUGGUCUGGGGGCUGUGUAUCAGCUGUUUGAGCAGGAAAGUGACCAGGAAUCUUUCUAUGGCUUCCAUGAGGAGCCAGGAGAUCUCUGCCUCCCCUCACCUGAAAGUGUGACCAGCUCAGCAGGUCGGAGAAAGGAGGAAAUGGAGUCGCUGAGCCAUGUUUUGAGCGCUGCGGAAAGCUGA
Messenger RNA from Lampris incognitus (smalleye Pacific opah), 4400 nucleotides. It is a transcript of the gene pogza, whose product is annotated as pogo transposable element derived with ZNF domain a. Gene Ontology annotation, biological process: regulation of DNA-templated transcription. The transcript is spliced from 27 exons. Gene Ontology annotation, molecular function: RNA polymerase II cis-regulatory region sequence-specific DNA binding; DNA-binding transcription factor activity, RNA polymerase II-specific. Lineage: Eukaryota; Metazoa; Chordata; Actinopteri; Lampriformes; Lampridae. Bases 180 to 4400 code for a protein of 1406 amino acids. The record is from RefSeq and is a predicted model, not a curated record.